This is a messenger RNA of Thermothielavioides terrestris NRRL 8126, 2495 nucleotides long. Its product is annotated as histone deacetylase-like protein. Gene Ontology annotation, biological process: chromatin organization. The record is from RefSeq and is a predicted model, not a curated record. Gene Ontology annotation, cellular component: histone deacetylase complex. Bases 1 to 2286 code for a protein of 761 amino acids. The transcript is spliced from 5 exons. NCBI's taxonomy places the organism in Eukaryota, Fungi, Ascomycota, Sordariomycetes, Sordariales, Chaetomiaceae. Gene Ontology annotation, molecular function: histone deacetylase activity.
AUGGAGGAUCUUGACAACGAUGUUGUCAUGGAUGGUGAGGACCACCACAUGGCAGAGGGCCCGUCCACCGCCAACGGCUUUCUAGAUACCACGACAGGGGAGAGCUCGCUGCAGACAACCAACGGCAACAGCGCAGAUGGCACCAUGCAGGAUGAAGAUCAGGAUGCCGACCCGACAGCAUAUCCCGAACGCCUGCGCCGGCGCGGCCUGCUUCCGACGGGGUGCUGCUAUGAUGACCGCAUGAAGCUGCAUGCCAACGCUGACUUUGGGCCAAAUCCCCAUCACCCAGAGGAUCCUUCUCGGAUCGAAUGCAUCAUGAAGACGUUCAAGCAGGCCGGCCUGGUGUUCACCGGCUCCGAUGCCGAGCUUAUCCGUAUCAUCCAGACGGAGCCCACGAAGUACAUGUGGCGCAUUCCUGCGCGAGCGGCGACGAAGGAGGAGAUCUGCACCGUCCACCAUCCGGCUCACUACAUGUGGGUUGAAGAGCUGUCUCGGAUGUCUACACACGAGCUCCGCAAGCUCUCCAAGGAAAAGGACCAGGGGCGGGACUCGCUGUAUGUCGGCAGCAUGACAUACGAGGCUUCGCUGAUCUCGGCCGGCGGCGCCAUCGAAACCUGCAAGAGCGUGGUUGCCGGCAUCGUCAAGAACGCUUUCGCCGUUAUUCGGCCGCCGGGACACCAUGCCGAGUUCGAUACGCCAAUGGGGUUCUGCCUGUUCAACAACGUGCCCAUCGCUGCCAAGAUCUGCCAGGCCGACUACCCGGACUUGUGCCGCAAGAUCCUCAUCCUCGACUGGGACGUGCACCACGGCAACGGCAUCCAGAACCUCUUCUACGACGACCCGAAUAUCCUCUACAUCUCGCUCCAUGUCUAUCGCAACGGCGAGUUCUACCCCGGCCAGCCGGACAAUCCGAUGACGCCGGACGGCGGUCUCGAGCACUGCGGCGCCGGGCCGGGCCUGGGCAAGAACGUCAACAUCGGCUGGCACGACCAGGGCAUGGGCGACGGCGAGUACAUGGCCGCCUUCCAGAAGAUCGUCAUGCCGAUCGCGCACGAGUUCAACCCGGACCUGGUCAUCAUCUCGGCGGGCUUCGAUGCGGCCGCCGGAGACGAGCUCGGCGCCUGCUUCGUCACGCCCGGCUGCUACGCCCACAUGACGCACAUGCUCAUGUCGCUCGCCGGCGGCAAGGUGGCCGUCUGUCUGGAGGGCGGGUACGACCUCGAGGCCAUCUCCAAGUCGGCCCUGGCCGUGGCGCAGACGCUCAUGGGCGAGCCGCCGCCGAAGAUGGAGAUCCCCCGCAUCAGCCGGGAGGCGGCCAAGGUGCUGGCCAAGGUGCAGGCCUACCAGGCGCCCUACUGGGAGUGCAUGCGGCCCGGCAUCGUCGACGUCCAGGAGCUGCAGGCGCAGGACUCGUCGCGUCUGCACGACGUCGUCCGCUCGGCGCAGCGCCAGGUCCUGUCGCAGAAGCAUGGCAUGCUGCCGCUGUACAUCCAGCGUGAUGUGCUGUUCAAGUCGUUCGAGAACCAGGUGCUGGUGACCAGGGAUAUUCACGCAGCGCGCAAGAUUCUGGUCAUUGUGCACGACCCACCUGAGCUGCAUGCUCAGCCUGACCCGCUAGACAACACGGUCGAGCCGCAUAACGCUUGGGUGACGGACGGCGUCACUCGGUACAUUGACUGGGCCAUCAGCAAGGGCUUCGGCGUUAUCGACGUCAACGUCCCGCACUAUAUCACGCAUCCAGGGGACACUGAGCCCUACAUCCCCGGCGCAGACGAGCGCACGCUGCAGGCGCAGAUUCAAGAGCUGAUGUGCUACAUCUGGGAUAACUACCUGCAGCUCUCCGAAAGCGCCGACGAUAUCUUCCUCAUGGGCGUCGGCAACGCCUACCUCGGGAUCAAGAUGUUGCUGAUUAACAGACUCGACGUCAAGUCCCGUGUCGCGGGCGUAGUCAACUUCGUCAACGGCAGCCUGCGGCCGGUCAAGUCGGACGCCGACGCCGACCUGUCGUCGUGGUACAAGGACAACUCGCAGGUCUACGUCGCCAACGACCACGCCUGCUGGGCCGACCCGGACCUCACCCGCAAGGUCAUGAAGCGCCGCUUCGGCAACGUCAUCCGCAGCCCCGCCAACGGCCUCACGCCCAUGAUGACGGAGCACUUUGCCGACGUGCAGCAGUUCUUUGCGGAUCGCGCGCUCGGUGACGGUGAGGGCGAGGGCGAGGGCGAGGGGGAAGGGGAGGGGGAGGACGUGGGGGGAAAGGUAGAGGGGGGGAUGCGGAUCGGGUAAGUACCUAAGGACCUGCGGUGGCUAGCCUGGGCGAGCCUGCCUGGGCUGUGCUGACCAGGGCGGGUGGCACGGAGUAUAGGAGCCAGUUUUGUUUCUCGGCUGGUUGUUUCCUGGGUCGUGACGGAGGGGAGAGGAGAUGAGGAGUGGUUGACGUAGAGGCAGCGAGUUGUAUACACUGCUAAUGGCCUUGGCUCGCUGCUGGCUGUGAU